Messenger RNA from Monopterus albus (swamp eel), 951 nucleotides. RefSeq names its product C-type lectin domain family 6 member A-like. The coding region runs from base 28 to 948 and encodes 306 amino acids. The transcript is spliced from 7 exons. The record is from RefSeq and is a predicted model, not a curated record. Gene Ontology annotation, cellular component: plasma membrane. Lineage: Eukaryota; Metazoa; Chordata; Actinopteri; Synbranchiformes; Synbranchidae.
CUUAGUGGAGACACAGAACAACUGUGAAUGAGCAAAUCCUUCAUGCCUGUUGUUGUUCUGCUGGAUGAAAUGAUGGGAGUGAAAAAUGAACCGACUCUACUGGAGGAAGGAAGCCAUGAAACAUCUACAGACAAAAAAACAACAUCCCAGUCAUUUAUCUACAAACCUCGCUGCAGUGAGGUGCCUGAAGUCUCAGCAGCACACUUCUCAAAGCCUCAGCAAAAGGAUCUGAAACUAUGUGCAUGGUGGGAUUCCAUUAGAGGUCGACUCAGUCAGCACAGACAGGUGGCUCAGUACUUCUCUCUGCUCUGCUUUCUGCUCACCAUCGUCACUCUGCUCCAGACUCUCUGCUUGGUUCAGAUCACCUUGGUGUUCCAGUCACAGUCGAGCCAACAGGACGCCACGCUCAGAGAUCUGACAAGCAGACUGGAGAAACUCAAUCAGUCUUAUCGCCUCCUGUUCUCCCAGUAUCCUGCUCUGAACCAGUACUGCCCAGUCAGCAACUCCAGCACUGGUGAGAGAGCAUGCAGACCGUGUCCUGCUGGCUGGACGCCUCAGGGAGAGAAGUGUUUCCUGUUCAGUCGGGACAGAGCUGACUGGAUCAGCAGCCAGUACCGCUGCAUGGCACUGGGGGGCGCUGUGGCCACAGUCAGGACAGAGGACGAGCAGGUGUUUCUGUGGACGAACACCCAGAGACUGAGCCAGGGAGACUCCUAUUGGCUUGGGCUGAGGAGCAGUGGAGCUGACGGGGGCUGGCAUUGGAGUGACGGCUCCGCGCUGGAGAAAGGACCGCAGUUUUGGGAGCAUCAACCUGAUAAAACAGUCGACAGCCGGGAGCUGUGUGGUCGACUCACCCCAGGAGACGACUACAGGAGGAGCUGGUUCACCUCCAGAUGCUCCAGCUCGCUGAGGAGCAUCUGUGAGAGGAGACAAGCUGCUCUGCAGUGAGAG